Clupea harengus (Atlantic herring) is the source of this 2958-nucleotide messenger RNA. RefSeq names its product pbx/knotted 1 homeobox 1.2 (gene pknox1.2). The record is from RefSeq and is a predicted model, not a curated record. NCBI's taxonomy places the organism in Eukaryota, Metazoa, Chordata, Actinopteri, Clupeiformes, Clupeidae. Gene Ontology annotation, molecular function: DNA binding. Gene Ontology annotation, biological process: regulation of DNA-templated transcription.
CCGUAGGCGAACAGGCACAUGGAAUCCGGCGUGGCGUAAUAUGUGUAAAGGCGUAGUGAAAUAAUGAUGUGCGGAACAGACGGCCUUUAGCGAGCGCUGCUGCUGACUGGAUCCUCUAUGAUGAUAAAGUACUGUGGACACAAACAUUAACUAUGAUGGCUUCCCAGUCCAUGCCUGUAGAGGAGUAUCAGGAGGCUGAGCAGAUGCCCAUUGGUCAGGCAGAAUGUAAGUCAGGGGAGCAUUAUGGGGAUACCACUGUUGCCACGGCACCCAGUCCACCCCCCUCAGAGCCUCAGACCCCCAUGGAUGCAGAUAAGGAGGCCAUCUACAGACAUCCUCUGUUCCCACUGUUGGCGCUGCUCUUUGAGAAGUGUGAGCAGUCUACCCAGAGCUCGGACUGUGUGACGUCGGCCAGUUUUGAUGUGGACAUCGAGAACUUUGUGCGUAGCCAAGAAAAGGAGGGAAAGGCCUUCUUCAGCGAGGACCCCGAGCUGGACAGCCUGAUGGUGAAGGCCAUCCAGGUGCUACGCAUCCACCUGCUGGAGCUGGAGAAGGUGAGUGACCUGUGCAAAGACUUCUGCAGCCGCUACAUCGCCUGCCUCAAGACCAAGAUGAACAGCGAGACGCUGCUGAGUGGAGAACCAGGCAGCCCCUACUCCCCCGUACAGACACAGAUCUCCAACGCGCUCACGGGCACCAUCAGUCCUCAGGGCAUUAUGGUUCCCGCCUCAGCCCUUCAGCAAGGCAACGUUACCGUGACAACAGUCAACCCUGCACAGAUGGUGGCAGGUAUGUCACCAUGGCAUACGUCCCCCUCAGGUGGAACGGUAUAUCAACCUGUUACGGUCGUCACACCACAAGGACAGGUGGUAACCCAGGCACUGUCGCCAGGGACAAUACGCAUUCAGAACACACAGCUUCAGCUGCAGUUGAACCAGGACUUGAGCUUCUUCACUCAGGAUGAAAGUUCAUCCAAGAACAAGAGGGGCAUCCUGCCCAAACAAGCCACCAACGUCAUGCGCUCCUGGCUCUUCCAGCACAUUGGGCACCCCUACCCCACUGAAGAUGAAAAGAAGCAGAUUGCCACUCAGACGAACCUGACCCUCCUGCAGGUCAAUAACUGGUUCAUAAAUGCUCGGAGGCGGAUCCUGCAGCCCAUGUUGGAUGCCAGCCAAUCAGAAACUCCCAAAAGCAAGAAGAAGCCGCCCCAGAACCGCCCACUGCAGCGCUUCUGGCCCGACUCCAUCGCCUCUGGAGUCACUCAGCAACACGUUACUAUGGCUGAUGGGACCCUGGUGGCAGUGGGGGAGGACGGACUGCAGUCCCUGUCGUCAGACGGAGCCACUCUAGCCGUGCAGCAGGUGAUGCUGGGGGGCCACAGCGAGGAUGACUCUGACCUGGGAUCAGACGACGAAGAUCACCCAGACCUAUCUGACGCCAACAUUUCCAGGCUGGGCCUGGACCACAGCAGCUCGCUGCAGUAGACUCACUCACACACACACACACACACACACACACACACACACACACACACACACACACAAUCACACACAAUCACGCAUGUAUGGGCACAGAUGUUGUUACACAAAAAUGCCAACCAAGAAAGCGAAAGAAUGCACACACACAGACACACACACGCAUGUUUUAAGUGCUGUCAAAAGUACUGUAGUUCAUUUGGUAUUGGAGUACAGAAGUAGACAAACUUUUUGUAUAGUCAGAAGAAUGAGUUUGACUGCUUAAUGUACACACACAUACAUUGACGUGUUUGCUUUAUGUACACGCACACACACACACACACACAGGAAGAAAGCACAACCACAGCACACAGCGCUGGCCUGUUACUGGUUGUGCCGGGGCGAUUCUGUAGAAUUCUGCACUUUCCCUCCAGCAGGGCCCCCCGGCUCCCACACACAUGCAGAGAGCCACGUGACCUUCGGGUGACCUUUGAACUCUAAUCACAGAGGUCACGGGAGCUGCGUUCUCUCUCUCUCUCCUGCCCUCUGCAGCAGUGCCAACCUCUCGUGCGGCGUCUCCUGUACAGUCGAAACCGAACCCUGGCAUGCCUGUGUUUGCCCCUGCAGAUAAAGUUGAUCUAUUUUUAUACAGUGAUGGGCUGACAUCAUCGGGUUGUCACAUCUGAGUUUUUUGCUGUUUUGGCCUUUUUUUUUUUGUUAGUUUGUUUUUGUAAGAGAUAUUUAUGGAUAAAUAUUUGCUUUUAAACGUAGCUGUAGAUCCCUAUUCUGAGGGUGUUUGUUGGUGAAUUUGUGUGCUAAUAUAAUUGACUGAUCUGGGGACUUUAACACAAGACGUUAUUUGGUAGAAGAUCCCUUAGUCUCUACACACACACACACACACACACACACACACACACACACAGACAGAAUGAGUUUAUAUUCAUUACCAUCACCUGGCUUCAUCUGUUUCUCAUAGAACACACACACACACACACACGGUGCCAUGAUGCCCUUUUAAGGCAUGCAGUCAGAAGCAGCAUGCAAAGAGGUGUGUGUGUGUGUGUGUGUGUGUUUGUGAUUUAAUGCAUGAUCUUUGGCUUCAUGAAGCUGGUGUAUCCGGAACAGGAUGAUAUGUGAAGAUUCAUCAUGAAGGACUGAUGCGACGCACACCUCACACACACUGCAACGCACACACACCACAGCUCUCUCCACCACCUCGCAUCAGCAUCACAGCACCUUCAUACUCAUCAGGAAGACUUUAUGAAAAAGUGUGUGCUUCCUAAAAAAAACACUAAACCGUCUGCAGCAUUACCGUGGAAAUACUCAUGUCAACUGCCUCUGUUUUUUUUUGUGUUUUUUUUUUCAAGUCUGAUGCAGAUAUGUUUCUGAAUAUUAGAACCACACACACACACACUCAGCCUUUGGGUCGGUGUGAGAAGCUCUGAGGUUCUGUGGCCUGAGGCGUCACAGCAAUGCGUUUGUAAUAAACAAACAAACAAACAAA